GAGGAACGUUUGGCUGGAGGUUGGAUGUGGCAGUAGCGCCCUGGUUGUGUGCGUGUCUUGAGGUAGUGGUACUGUCUACCAGGUGUUUUCCACUAACAUAGAUUUUCCCUGCUUCUUGAAGGCCAUGGUAGUAGCUGCCUAGUGUCAUGGUAGUAACUUGAGAGUACUUGACUUAAUGCUUAGUGUUUUGUGCUGUCGUGGAGCUCACUGCAGCAGCUUUCUUCCCCACAGACUUAUGGAGUGAAGGGUGAACGUUGGUCCAGGUGGCGAGCUGUGGUGGUACAAAGAGAUGGAAUGAACACCAGAUGAUUCACCUGGGCAGGAUUGUUUGUGACCUGAAGUUCCCAGAAUCAAGGGAAAGUGACAGUAUCAAGCAACAUACAUUAAUGACCAGGGAAAACUGAAGAGAGGGAACUGAAUUUCUGACGAUUUUUUGCCAGCAGUCAACGUCAUAGUCGACAAGGAGAAGAUUGGAGACAAUUAAAGGAAGAGGAGCUUUGACGUCACCAUUGAAGACCUAUUGUAUUAAUGUAAUCGACAUUUGCUGUGGAGUGGAAUUAUUUACAUGGAGCUUAAAUAAUGAUGACGAUGUCGAACAAAAGGUUGUGGUGCAUGCGGUCUAGAGCUAGAGUCCACCUCAGACCGUCCACAGUCCUCGCCACCUGCUGCCUCCUGGCCUCUGUCUGCAUACUCCUUAACAGUGUUCUGAUGAUUGACAGAACUUCAUCUAAGAUUCCUGUUCAAAUCAUCAACAUGGACGAGGAUGAUUUCCAACCUGAGGGUCACCCAUCACCAACCCAUCACCACCACUCACUACCCAAGACCCAGCACUCACCCGAGAAUGAUCACUUACUUCCUAAGAACCAUCAUUCACAAUCCCCAAACCACCACCAGUUUCCAGCACCCUCUUCCAACUGGCUUACCUCUCAACCUCCAACUAGUUCAUGGCUAAUAUCUCCCGGUAGGUCUCGACGCCCCCAGCAUAAAAGCGGGCACAAAAUCCUCUCUCAUGGGAAGAAUAUUGCAGAGCAUAAUUCAGAAAACAAAAAUGUUUAUCCUGUUGAUGCGCAUAAAAGCGGAGUCUCGAACAAAAGUUUGAAACAGAUGAAAAGCGUAUAUACGGACAAAGCAUAUAUCAAUAAUAAGAUCAGUGGAAUGGAAAAUAAAUUUGACAAUUCUUUAAAGGCUGGUAAAAGUAAGCCGUCGGCUGGUUUCACUGGAAAACCUUCCUCGCCAGGGAGUGGUUGGUUGGACAUUGUCCGAAGCGUGGUUCGAGGUGAGAAAAAUGUGAACCCCGGUAUGCUGCUGGGUGCUGUGGCGGCACUGAAGACACUCCACACAGCGUCCGACUCACAAAAUAGUCCACUGAGUUCCGUGAUGAGCGCUGCUCAAGCGCUCCAGCGAGUCGUGUUUCCUCAACCUCAAGAGGUAGAGGGAGGCCUACCAGAAACGCAAGGUUUUCUAAAAUCUAAAUUCAGAAGUAUAGAAGAAAAACAUAACACAAACACUGAAAGUCGAUCUCCAUUGGAAGGGAAACAAAUGGACAUCAGUGUAUUAAACCCGAGGGUAGACAGCAACUUACGUAAAAACAUUCAUUCCAAUGUUUCCAAUAUGCCUUCGAAACAUCGAAAUUCAAGCCCAGGUAAAUUUCGAAGUGUAGUAGGCUCUGUGGUGUCACUUCUGGGUCAAGGAACAGCAGAUAAACAUGGAAGCCAGAGUCUGGCGGAGUCCUUCAUUAACAAUCUUGCUUUUCCUUUGCUCGCUGAAGCACUCUCCAGCAAUAAUAACAAGGCUGACACUUCUAGUCCUCUUCAUUCUCUCAUGAAUGGAAUAGGUCCGGCGCUGCUGACUGGGAUGAUACAACAGGGGUUUGGGGGAGGAGGAAAUUCUGAUCUAAGAAACUCGUUUAAUUCAGCAACGUCUAGUCCUCUUCAGUCUCUCAUAUCUAAGAUGGGACCAUCCAUUUUAGCAGGUGCUGUACAGAAUGGACUCAGUGCUAUGCAAGGUGACAAGAAGAGAGAAACAGGAUUAAGUAAUUCAAGUCCCGUGCAGUCAAUUUUAAGUGGCAUCGGAUCGGCUCUCGUGGCAGGUUUAACACAAGACAAAUCGAUAAAAAGUCUAAGGUCAAAGACAAACAAGGACUCCCCUACGUCUAAUCCUGUUCAAUCAAUUAUAUUUGGAUUAGCACCGGCUUUAGUAGCAGGAGCAUUUAAGUAUGGACUGAGCAAUGACAAGACUAAAAGCUCUCCUACAGCAAGUAAAUCUAGUGUUUCGCAGCCUGUGAUGAAUAACCUAAGAUCAGCAAUUUCUCCUACUUUAGUUGAGGAAAGACCUGGCUCAGGAGUGCAGAGUAGGAACCAAAGACUUCCUCGAGAUGCAGUGACUGGAGGUGUACAUAAUGUUCCAGUGGGUGUGAAAAUACGAAAUGGUAGGACUCUCCAAGUGGACAACAACGAAAGGGAAAGAAAGUCACAAGAUUUCAGAGUAAUCCUGGAAGACGAAGACAACGCGGCAGAAACCUCAAACGACAAUAAUGUGAGUGCAAGGAUCAACACCCCAGGAGAGAGUGACACAAAAAUCAACAAGGUGCAGGAGACCCAGGGUGGACUGGUGCGUCUACUGGCCAAGACAGUGGUGGGAAACUUGUUACCGGAAGAACUCCCAGUACCGGAGCUCAACUCCACCCGCGGCGCCUGGGACAUGGCCGUCAACCUAGCCUUCGGAAACCCUAAAGACACAAAGGGAAGAACAAGUCAGUUCUGGGAAUGGCUGAGGGAGUAUGGUGGAAGCGGAGGAGCUACGCCCACACCCGCCCCCUGGCUCAACCAAGCAUUGCACAACCCACAGAGAGCCGCCCACACCCUCGAGAUCGCCAGAGUAUACGAAAUGAUGGAGGUGCGCGAGUCAACAUGUACUAAUGUGAAGUUGGUGGGAGGUGUGUUCAACUGGAAGAAGAAUGUACUGGAUGGGUCUCGGGCGGUAUGUAUGGAUGCGGACGUCGCCCCCAGAAAGGACUCCUGCAUCGUUUACUCCUUCGCGAUGCAAACAAAGUGGAGCUUCGAGGAGGACAUGGAGAGAAUGGGGUGCAAGGUUUGGGCAUUUGACCCAUCUGUGAGUAAUGGAAGUGAGAGCAGCGUCUCCAACCUGCACUUGUACAGUGUUGGUCUGGCAGCUACCAACACUAGCAAGCUGGUACAAGGCCAGGAGUGGCAUCUCUUACCGUUCUCCUCUGUGCUGGAGCAAAUGGGUCAUCAGACUACCACGAUCGACUACCUCAAGCUGGACAUCCAAGGUGAUGAGUGGGAGGUGAGUGAAAUCAAAGAGGUACAAUUAGGAGAGUUGAGUACAAAAAAUUAA
Cherax quadricarinatus is the source of this 3357-nucleotide messenger RNA. NCBI's taxonomy places the organism in Eukaryota, Metazoa, Arthropoda, Malacostraca, Decapoda, Parastacidae. The record is from RefSeq and is a predicted model, not a curated record.